Rhinopithecus roxellana (golden snub-nosed monkey) is the source of this 2652-nucleotide messenger RNA. It is a transcript of the gene LRRC66, whose product is annotated as leucine rich repeat containing 66. The record is from RefSeq and is a predicted model, not a curated record. Gene Ontology annotation, molecular function: protein binding. NCBI's taxonomy places the organism in Eukaryota, Metazoa, Chordata, Mammalia, Primates, Cercopithecidae.
AUGAAAAACCUCUGUUUCAGAGUCAUUACCAUAGUUAUAGGUCUUUAUUUUACUGGAAUAAUGACGAAUGCGUCAAGAAAAAGUAAUAUUUUAUUCAAUUCUGAAUGCCAAUGGAAUGAAUAUGUUCUCACAAAUUGUUCUUUUACCGGAAAGCAUGAUAUACCUGUGGACAUACCACAAACAGCAGCCACUGUGGAUGUAAGUUUCAAUUUCUUUAGAGUUAUCUUACAGUUUCACAUGAAAAAAGAAGAGUGGAAAAUAAAACAUCUGGACCUCAGUAACAAUCUCAUAUCAAAAAUAACUUUAAGCCCUUUUGCAUACUUACAUGCUUUGGAAGUGUUAAAUCUCAGCAACAAUGCCGUCCACUGCCUCUCCUUGGAUCUACUCAGUCCUAAGUCCUCAUGGGUGAAACGCCACAGAAGCAGCUUCAGAAAUAGGUUUCCAUUGCUGAAGGUGCUCAUUCUUCAGAGAAAUAAACUCAGUGACACUCCCAAGGGACUGUGGAAACUGAAGUCAUUGCAGAGUUUGAAUCUGUCAUUCAAUGGGAUAUUGCAAAUAGGGUGGUCUGAUUUUCACAACUGCCUGCAACUGGAGAAUCUCUAUUUAAAGAGCAACAAGAGAUUCAAAAUUCACCCACAAGCCUUCAAGGACCUCAAAAAAUUACAGGUCAUAGACCUCAGCAACAAUGAUCUGUCCACCAUCCUACCAAUGAUGAUCAUAGGUUUAGAAUUUCCCCAUCUAGUGGUUGACUUGGCUGAUAAUCACUGGCAGUGUGAUGAUAGUGUGACAGUCUUUCAAAAUUUUAUUUCUGAAUCCUGGAGGAAAAAGUGGAAUGUCAUUUGCAACAGGUGUAUAGGGAGUGAGGAGGCCAAUGGGGGUACUCCCCGGAGCAGGAUUUCCAGGGAAACCAGCCUUCCUCCCAUUCAUCUGCAUCCCGUGAAAAGCCUCAUAAGGAGCAAAGCAGGGAGGCCCCAGGGAGGAAGGCACAUGGGUGUUUCCACUCUGGGGAAGAAGGCAAGGACCAGCUCUAGUCUUAGGGAGAAGCAGAGAUGGCUGCCAAGGAGUGUUAGAAGCACCCGCGAUGUGCAGACUGCCGGCAGAAAGGAGGACGCUCCCCAGGACCUGGCUCUGGCAGUGUGCCUGUCAGUGUUCAUCACAUUCGUUGUCGCCUUCUGCCUGGGGGCUUUCACAAGGCCUUAUGUUGACAGACUGUGGCAACAAAAGUGCCAGAACAAAAGCCCUGGCCUGGACAACGCGUGUUCAAACGAGGGCUUUUACGAUGAUAUCCAAGCUGUGGGGCACACACCACACCCGGAGUCCCAUCUGUGCCAAGCAUUUCCUCAUCUAAGCCUCUACAAGAACCGGACCCCUUUCUGGGUGACGCAGCCACACUCACAUGCCACCGUAAUUCCUGAUAGAACUCUGGGAAGCAGCAGGAAGGAUCCUGGCAGUCCGCAGAGCUCAGGACAGUGCGGGGACAACACCGGGGCAGGAAGUGGAAAUGAUAGUGCAGUCUAUUCCAUUCUCCAGAGACAUCCAAAUGCUGGUAACCAUGAACUAAUGUCAGCAAUGCAGGACCACAUCCAUAGGAAUGAUGUUCUUGGAGAAUGGACUUAUGAAACUGUGGCCCAGGAAAAGUCUCUCAGUGCACAUUCAGUGGGCGUCUCUUCUGUAGCUGGCACCUCUCAUGCUGUCUCUGGCUCCUCUCACGCUGUCUCUGGCUCAAGCCGUUAUGAUUCCAAUGAAUUAGACCCUUCCCUCUCCGGAGAAAUGACAGCUUCCCUCUGUAAAAUGCUAACACAUGCAGAAGCACAGAGGAUUGUAGACAGUAAGGAAAGAGGGGGCACUGAACAGUCACUUUGGGACUCGCAGAUGGAAUUUUCUAAGGAAAGGCAAGUGAGUUCGUCCAUUGAUUUGCUGAGCAUACGGCAGCCAAGGCUCUCAGGGGCAAAUGCUGAGGGAGCACUUUCAGCCCACUACAGCGAGGUUCCACACGGUGACCCAAGAGACACAGGCCCAUCAGUCUUUCCUCCAAGAUGGAAUGGUGGCCUGGAUGUCACUCCUGCUAACAAGGGACCAGUGCAGAAAUCCACUCUUUCUGACACUUGCUGUGAGUUGGAGAGUGACUGUGACUCUGAUGAGGGGUCUCUGUUCACUCUGAGCUCCGUAAGUUCAGAGGGUGCGAGGAGCAAGACUGAAGAAGCAGCACCUGAUGAGGAGCCCCUGCAGGACGAGAGCUCAGGGGCAAACAAGGACAAUGUGAUGGCUGUAGACAGUCUUGAGGACAAUGUCACCUUCCAAACAAUUCCAGGGAAAUGCAAGAAUCAGGAAGAUCGCUUGAUUUCCACUCCAGACUCUGGUGUGUACAAGACUCAUCUGGAAAAUGACUCUGACACUGACAGAUCUGAGGGCCCGUCACCCUGGCCCAGGUCACUGGGGAAUAGUCCCUUAGGGGAUAAGAUUCCGGGCAUGUUUACUUAUGAUUAUGACACAGCUUUUCAAUCCAAGGCAGCAGAAUGGCAUUGCUCAGUUAGAGACUUAGAAUUUUCUAAUGUGGAUGUUUUACAACAAACACCACCAUGUUCUGCUGAAGUUCCCUCAGAUCCCGAUAAGGCUGCCUUCCAUGAAAGAGACUCAGACAUUUUAAAAUAA